This is a messenger RNA of Bicyclus anynana (squinting bush brown), 7334 nucleotides long. Its product is annotated as alpha-(1,3)-fucosyltransferase C-like. Lineage: Eukaryota; Metazoa; Arthropoda; Insecta; Lepidoptera; Nymphalidae. The coding region runs from base 361 to 1614 and encodes 417 amino acids. The transcript is spliced from 2 exons. Gene Ontology annotation, molecular function: alpha-(1->3)-fucosyltransferase activity. The record is from RefSeq and is a predicted model, not a curated record. Gene Ontology annotation, cellular component: membrane.
ACAUUGUCGUAGCGAAAAUUACGCACCAAAUAUUAAACUUGAAUAAAACCAUGACACACGCAUUGAUGGAAUGAUAUACUUAAAUAGGUUUUUUUUCAUGUAUGUUUCACAUUGAUAAAACUAAUCGCAUUUUUUUAAUAUUAUUUAUUUAAAUAGUGACGUGAGAUUUAUCAGCGACGGACGUUUUCUCUGUGAGUGUGAGGUGCCGAGAUACUUUUAAUUCUGUGUGAUAAAAUCGAUGUAAACAGUUGUCCGAUAAAGAAAAUAGUCGACCAUGUUUAGCUAAGCGAGCAGUCGUUAUACUGCCGGUAAACGUGUAGACACGCGUUGUCUUCGUACGGACGAGGUCAACCCAGCGCCAUGAAGACGAAUAAAAUAAGGAGUUCUUUCUCAAUGAAAACAUUCUUCUACAUUUUCACAACGUUCAUGCUAAUUAUGUUGUACGUAUCGUUGAGAGAUUUAAAAUCAACCAAUGAGAAAUUAUUGGCGGAGAAAUACAUGCAGAACUUAGAGCCGUUGAUGGAAAGAGUGCUUUUGAAAUUAAAUGAAGAUGACGAGUUGAGAAGAAAGGAAUCGGGCAUGAAGUAUAUUUUGCAGUGGACGUCCCCGACAACCAUGCCGUUUGCCUUCAUGGGCAAAGGUCAACAGGCAUUCAUUGAAAAGAACUGCACUUUCAAAAAUUGCUACGUGACGAACAACAGGACACUUUUGGGUGAUUACACAAAAUUCGACGUCAUCGCGUUCCACGGGCCAGAAGUUAUUCGCAUGGCUAAAUCUAGUUUACCAGAUCGGAGGUCACUGCGACAGAAGUACGUUUUUGGAUCUAUGGAAUCCUCUGACUAUUACCCUGUUUGUUCGGACAAAUUUAAUGAUUAUUUCAAUUGGACCUGGACUUAUAAACUUGAACCGUAUGCGAAAUGGGGUUACUUAACGGUACGAGAUUUGAACAAUAACAUAAUUGGACCGAAAGAUGUUACGCACUGGAUUAAGCUGUCAGAAAUGGAACCAGUGAGCACUGAAUUUAGGAAUAAGUUGAAAACUAAAAAGAAAGCAGCCGCUUGGUUCGUUUCUAAUUGCAAUUCGAGGAGUGGUCGUGAAGUGUUCGUAAAAAAGUUACAAGACGAGUUGAAACAAUACAACUUAGAUGUGGACAUUUACGGUGGUUGUGGUCCCUUUCGGUGUUCCCGGGACAGUGAAAAUGCUUGUGACAAGGUUGUCGAGAACGAUUAUUAUUUCUAUCUAUCGUUUGAGAAUUCCUUCGCUGAGGAUUAUGUGACUGAGAAGUUGUUGCGACCCCUUAUUCAUGACGCUGUUCCAAUUGUUUACGGUGCCGCAAAUUACACAAGGUUCAUGCCAGAUGGCAUAUACUUGAACGCGCGAGAACUCGGCGUCGAGAAGUUAGCGCGAAGGAUGCACGAGAUCAUACAAAAUCCAGAUACGUACGCCGAUUUCUUCCGAUGGAAGAACCAUUACUACUACCACGACAGCUUGGACUACGUGGACUCGGAUUACUAUUGCGGUUUUUGUGAGAUGCUAAACAAUGAUGAGUAUGUGAGGAGUUUUAGUGUGAUAAAGGACUUUCGAAAGUGGUGGGAUCCGCCUGGACGGUGUUGAUCAAAGUAGUUUUAAGUAACAAACUGUUAAUGUGGGCACUGACCAGUGUAAUGGGGCGUAACGUAAGAUUAUUAUUGUUUUUUAUUUUUUCAAUUCUUUACAAGUUAGCCCUUGACUACAAUCUGGACUGAUGGUAAGUGAUGAUGCCAUCUAAGAUGGACCGGGCUAACUUUUGGAGGAGGAGAAGGAGGUUGUACGCUUAUUAGGACCAUUGUUUGGAAUUUCGUACUAAAUAGCCAUGUCUAGACGUCAUUCCAAAUCAAAAUCAAAUCAAAAUUAAUCAAUUCAACACACAGUAAAGAUUUAGCCAAGAUCAAACCCAAAUGGCUUGCAUAUAAGAUGCUCUACUAACACGCUACUAAAAAGAGCUUGAAGCAUCAGUAAACAUAUUAUUAAAGAAUUAAUGUUAUAGCUUCUGAACUUCGUUCGUAACACCAGUGAUGGUCCGCGCGGGCCGGGGGGCGUGUAGCGAUAAAUGAAAAACCCACGAUUGAUGCACCUCACUUCCCCGCACGCACGAUUUCACACCCGCGUGUCACAGUCUUUCCCCCCGUCGCCCGCAUAACAUGGGAGUGUUACGACAAACUUGCCAGACUAUAACUUAGUAUUACAUCCAAAGGCAUUUAGCGGGAAAAGGAAGAAGCAAAGAACAUAUAAAGCGAGCCAUAUUUUGCUGCCAGUAUGGGAAACAAGCGAGCAAAAAGCCGCUUUUUCCCUACUCGGGACACAGUUUCUGGGAAUAUAACAUUACGCACCGUAAAGCUGGUCAGUACCCACCAUUAUAAAUAGUAAAAUAUACGUAUAUUUAUGUGAAUAUAUCUUGUAUUAUUAGAGAAGAAUUGUACUAAUAAGCUAGAAUAAUGAAUGCUGAAGUUGUUCGGCCUAGCAUGCGACCAAGUGAAGAGAAAUAGACAAAAUGUUGUCCAAUGGCGGCGGAGUUGUUUGAGUCAUAAACAGAUAGCGGCAAUGUGAAUUUUAUACUAUAGAUCCGAAAAAUAGGCUACAAAACUGAACGCACACACUCAGUUUUGUCUUUAAUUCCAUUAUUUAUUUAUGAUUAGAUAGUGUUUACACUUCCUGAACACACAACUCGAGAUUGUAGACGAUAUUUAAGAGUUAUUUGUUUAAAUAACGUUCUUUGUUGACCACAACUAACUUGGAGAUGGCGAAUUUUUCUCUUUUGAGCGCCUCAUUUUUCAUGACCUACUAACACAUCUAACAUGUAUUUAACAUCAUUGGAUAGCGGUAUUUCCAAUAUAAUAUAAAUAACGUUCUUUGUUGACCACAACUAACUUGGAGAUGGCGAAUUUUUCUCUUUUGAGCGCCUCAUUUUUUAUGACCUAGUAACACAUCUAACAUGUAUUUAACAUCAUUGGAUAGUGGUAUUUCCAAUUGUGCCGCCAUGGUUUGAAAUUUAUCUAUUUCUCUUCGUCGUUGGUCGCAUGUUGACACUACUGUUAAUGAUGACUUACGCUGGUGUGUACAUUCCUUUAAAAUUCUUAUUCCAAAGUAAUAAUGUGAUAUAAUUUAGUUAUAUUUACUUACCUGCUCGUGUAAGCAUUAUGUAAAAUUCAGUAACCAAAAUUUACAAAAAAAGGUUGUGAUUGUACAAGUAGGUUAUUUUUUUUUAUUUUAACGUGUGUAGCAGCACGAAAAUAUCGAAUACAGCUGGACGUACAAAGUUGAAAUUUGGUAGGGAGGUAGUUUAUAGAAAGUAGAAAUCCGCUUAGAAAAGACUUUACGAGAGGGCCGGAUUAAGGUAGACCAAAUCGCGGGCGUCCGCUAGUAGUUUAUAAUAAUUUUAGUUAAGCGAUCUCCUCAAUACGACCAGCUAGGCUAUUCUAACGAUAUUUAUAUAACUCGCAAGUGCGAAUUUCGAAUUCAUCUCUAUCUCUCUCUGUUUAACACGAUACUAUAGAAUGAGAAAGAUAGCAGUAAUUUCGAAACUCGCACUUGCGAGUUAUAUAAAACAUCGUUAGAGAAUAGCCGUGCAGUAUUGUAUAGGCUAGUUGUCACCCCCUAUCAAAACCACCCUCUUUAUACUAUUAGUAAGUAUACUUACAUGUUAAUUUAAUUUAUUUAUUAUUCAUAAUAAGCUAUGAUAUUUUUAUUUGUUUUUAUAAUAUAAUGACAUUUUUUUAAAUGGUCUAAAAUUGUUCAUUAUCGUUCUACUACAUUGAAAAAAAAUAUCAGAGACGAGAAUACAUAAAAAUUUUAAUUUUCACACAUUUUAUUGACAAUACGAACCAAAACGCUGUCAGCCAUGAUGGUCUAUAUUUUAUAGUUUCAUGACGUCAUGUAAACACUAAACCUUAACGAAACGGUAUUAACGAAAACAUCGACUUUCUAAAGGAUGUUAGGGUGAAUUUCAUAUGAAUUGAAUUUUUUACACUUAUUAUUUACACUAAUAAUUCUAUAAUAAGAAUUAAAAAAAAAUACAACUGACAUCAAAACAUAAAUGUACCCACGAAACUAAAAAGCGAAAAAUAUCAUUAUAAUAUUUUCUACCAGUGGGUAGAAAUAUUAUGUUAACUUCAUCACCUUCAAAGUUAAGGUGGUAAAAAGGGCUUGGCAUCAACUUCACAGUGAUCAGUGGAUUAUUUUGAAGUUGGUGAACGUGUUGUAUUGAUUUCCAUUGUUACUGAAAAAUACAUGAAAGAAAAAAAGAAUGCCUUGAAUUAAUAGAUCGGCAUCUCCUUCAAAGUAAUCAGUAGGUAGAAAAUUUUAUAAUGUUAUUUUUAGCUUUCUAGUUACAUAUUUUAUGUUUUGAAGUCGGUUGUAAUUAUUUUUAAAUAUUUAUUAGGUACCUACUUCAUUUUAUAAGGCAAGGUAGGGCGCGGCGUGUGACUAGGGUGGUAUCAAUUAAGUAAUUGCAUUUAUGGGGUCACCACGACUUCUAUAUUAUUCUAGCCAACGAUUUUAUACUAUUAGAUAUGUUUCGUGUCGGCAAAACCACCGCAAAAAGUUAUCCGAAUUUAGCUACUCCACUGAGUCCACACAUGCACAAUUUUGUGAUUACUUACAUUAUAUGUUUAUGUAUACAGGGUGUCCUGUAUAUAUUACGACAUACUAUGCAGGCUGAUAGCUGACAUAAAGCCCUACUAAAAUAAUGUCAUAUACCUAUGUAAGCCGAAUAUUAUUUACUUAUUUUUUUUUACGGUUUUAAAAUUAUAUUAAUUUUUCUUCAAAAUACAAAAAUCCCUACCUUCAGAAAAAAAUAGUCUGACCAGGUGCUGAAAAAUUAUUUACGGGUUGAUUUUAUAUUUGGUAUUUUUGAGUAAGUACUUGUUUCAACUAAUGAAACUUUAGGUUUUCCUUUUACAAAGCAAGUUUUUCCAAAAAUGUCUAAUGUCUUACAUCAUUGGAAUCCUUAUUAAAUGGACAUAUUUUUAAGGUAUGUGUACAGCUUCGCCUAGUACAUUUAUUUUUCUUUGCGAAAGUUAAAAUAGAUGAAACAACUAUUCAAAAUUAAUACCAAGUAUCAACGCUUUAGUAGUUUUUCAGCACAUGGUAUGACUAAACUCCGUCGAAGGUAUGGUAAAGUAGAUUUUUGUAUUUUGUUAAAAAAAUAUAAUUAUAAUUUAAAAAUUAUUCGGUUUUCGGCUAUAUAUAGUAUGGGUAGCAACCCAACUAGUAUUUUUAGUAAGCGGAAAGCUGAUAACACCAAAUAAGUAGAUAAAGUAGUCAACAAUAGUCUGGUCUGUAUCCCGAAUUUUGAUAAGAUUAGCUAUGUGUCUACUAAUCUAAUUUUGCCAAAAGUAGAAGAUAUGAUAAUUUUGAUCCAUAUUUAUAUUAUAAUAAAGUCGAGUCAUCAUAUCAGCUGAUGGACGUCCACUGCAGGACAUAGGCCUUUUGUAGGGACUUCCAAACAUCACGAAUCUGAGUCACCUGCAUCCAGCGAAUCCCUGCUGCCCCUGCGAAAGGUCGACAGACACUGCGCUUUCUAGUGCGGGGUCGCCAUUCCAGCACUUUGGGACCCUAACAUCCAUCGGCUCUUCGAACUAUGUGCCCCGCCCAUUGCCACUUCAGCUUCGCAACUCGUUGAACUAUGUUAGUGACUUUGGUUCUUCUGUGGAUCUCCUCAUUUCUGAUUCAAUCACGCAGAGAUACUCCUCACAUAGCUUGUUUCAUCGCCCGCUGUGUGACUUUGAGCUUUCUUAUGAGGCCCAUAGUUAGCGACCAAGGUCGAGGUCGAGGUAAAGUCGACUUUAAUUUUUUUACUAGUUUUACUAGUUUUAGGCUUUAGUCAAUUAGUAAUGGUCUAAGAUCCGGUCCGGUCUAAUUCGGAAUGGUCUAAGGUCUAAAUAUCGUCUACAAUGACGAGCUGUGUGUUCAGAAAGUGUAAAAAAUAUAUAGAUAUAAAUAUAUAAUGGAAUUAAAGACAAAAUUGUGCAUGUGUGCGCUCAAUAUUGUAGACUAUCAUUCAGAUCAUUUUUUGAGAUGAUUUUGUAGGGACGUGACAUAUCUACAGUAUAAAAUAAUCGUUGGGUAUGGGGAUAAAGCCUUUGUUAUUCCCCCAUAAUGUAGCUUUCUAUUCAUGAAAGAUUUUCUAUAUCGUUUUAGUAGAUUUUGAGUUUAUUCGUUACAUUCAAAAAUAAAAACAUUUCGUCUUUAAAAUAUUAAUGUAGAUAUAGCUUACAAUUUCGUACGGUUAUAGUAAAAUUGAAUAUUUCCAAUAUAUAUUUUUAUGGAAAUUGAUUUUUUAUUAGCUGGUCAAUUCGACUGCAAUGGUAAGUGGUGACGCAGUGUGGCAGGCAACUUGUUUAAACAAAAUCGCUUUGUAGUAGGUAGAUACGUACGAGUAUAAUACGAUAGAAUAUGUCAAAGACGAAAUAUGUGACGAGCGGGGAGUCAACCUUGUGCCUUCUAGAUAAACGUAUACCACCUACACAUAAUAAAGGUAAACUUAGUUUCGUCAGGUAAGAUACUCAGCUGUCUCUAUUGCCGGAUAUGAGAAUUUUCAAAUCGAUCUAAACAAAAAAUAUACAUCAAAAAAUAUACGCCAGGCUUCCAUGGUGCAGUGGUAUGCGGGGUGGACUUACAAGACGGAGGUCCUGGGUACGAUCCCCGGCUGGGUCGAUUGAGGUUUUCAUAAUUGCUCCAAGUCUGGCUGGUGGGAGGCUUCAGCCCAGGCUAGUUACCACCCUAUUUAGCGUUCCGGUACGAUGUCGUGUAGAAACCGAAAGGAGUGUGGAUUUCAUCUUACUCCUAAUAAGUUAGCCCACUUCCAUCUUAGAUUGCAUCACCACGUACCAUCAGGUGAGAUUGUAGUCAAGGGCUAACCUGUAUAGAAUAAAAAAAAUAUCAUUAUUAGGCUAAAUUAAACCCACCACGUUGUUCAAGUGCGAGCGAUAAUUUCCAUAAUCCUCGAAUGAAUACUGUUCCUGUCAUCCCACUUCUGAUGUCGGAGUAUUUUUCAUCGGGUUUUACAUCAGAAGCCGUUGUUGGCAAAACACAAUUACUGAAUGAAAAUCUGUCAGGUCUAACAAUCCCCACUAAGAAUGUUACCAAUAAACCCUACAAACAUCGUUCACAAGUGCGUGACUCCACUCAAGGUCAUUCUCUGCCACUCAGGGUCUAUUGGUAACAUUCUUAGUGGAAAUUGUUAGAACUGACAGAUUUUCAUUCAGUAAUUGUGUUUUGCAGACAACCGCUUCUGAUGUACAACCCCUUUAUACCUACUGCGACAUAGAUGAUAUUUGUUUAUGUUAGUGCUGGAG